UCGAUCCAGAUCUGCUCCAAAUCAGGCAAUCAGUACCUUUAACAAACGAACAAGUGAGAAAGCUAGGAAGAAAAUGUCCUUCCACGUCCUGCCGUUGCUACUGCUGCUGCAUCUAGUUGCCCGUCUCCCGGCGUCGACGCCGGCGCCGGCGGUGGUUACCCACCUGCCAGGAUUCGAUGGCCCUCUGCCCUUCCACCUCGAAACAGGGUACGUGGGCGUGGAGGAGGAGACCGGGACGGAGCUCUUCUACUACUUCGUGGAGUCGGAGAGGAGCCCCGGCACCGACCCCGUCAUCCUGUGGCUCACCGGCGGCCCCCGCUGCUCGGGCUUCUGCGGCAUGGUCUUCCAAGUCGGUCCUAUAAACUUUGUGGUGGCACCGUAUAACGGUAGCUUGCCGCAGCUUGUCUAUAACCCCUAUUCAUGGUCCAAGAUUGCAAGCAUCAUCUUUUUGGAUACUCCCGUUGGCGCUGGAUUCUCGUAUGCUCAUGAUCCCAAAGGUUACGAUGUUGGAGACAUAUCGUCUUCUUGGCAAGUUGUCACAUUUCUGGACAAGUGGUUCAGCGAUCACCCACGCUAUGCUUCAAAUCCUUUUUACAUUGGAGGAACUUCAUAUGCUGGAAAGGUUGUUCCACUUAUUGCACAAUACAUUUCACAAGGAAACGAACAAAGAAGGCAAGAUGAGAUUAAUCUCAAGGGCUAUUUAGUUGGCAACCCUAUUACAGGCUUAAGGUUUGAUGAUUUCAAUUCCAGAAUACCAUAUGGUCAUGGUGUUGGAAUCAUUUCUGAUCAACUAUAUGAGGCUGCAAUGGAGAAUUGUGAAGGUAACUAUGUAAGCCCAAUGAAUAAAAUGUGCGCUGUGGUUAUAAAUACCAUUGAAAAUCUCAUUUCUGAACUGUACGAAGAAUAUAUCUUGGGUGAUAGAUGUGUACAUGAUGCACCAAAACCUGUGAAGAAUGAUACUUCAAGAAAUAGGUUUCUGUCAGAAGAACAAUUUCAGCUAAGCAAAUCAUCUCCUCAUCCUACUAUCAAUUGUUUCAAUUACCGGUACUACCUGUCUAACAUUUGGGCAAAUGAUCACAGGACUAGAGAUGCUCUUAGGAUCAAGAAGCUGAGACCAUGAUAUGGUGGUACCACAUUUGGGAACACAGGCUUGGAUAAGAUCCUUCAACUUCUCCAUUGUUGAUGACUGGAGAGCAUGGCAUGUUGAUGGCCAGUCUGCAGGGUCAAGUCAUCUGACUCUUAUCCUUUAAAUUGUGCCAUCCUCCUCUCUCUUUCUUUUCUUGUUCUUAGACCAAGCAUAAAAAUUGUUAACCCUUUCCAGUGAUUACAAUCUGACUGAACCUCCUCACUCAGUAAACCAGGAGUUACAUCAAAGCAUAUAAAGGUCUCAAUGCUACACCAAUGAUGGGCGGCAUGUCUUCUGUAGAAUAACUCGUACUCGUAUAGAACUUUGCAAAAGACAGGUUAUGUUGCAUAUAAUUUAACAAAGGUUGUUUUGUUUAGGGCUCUAUUAUUCUAUAAAGCCAGGCGCGUCGGCGCCUUCUGUCUACAAUUAAUAUGUUAGCAACAGUAUGUUAUGCUGCCAAGGGAUUACAACACCCCGCCAGCAAAAGAAUUGUACAUGCUUUCACAUUUUAGUUAUGUUAGUUUUGUGUUAUUUGAUUAGGAAUACAUUCUUUCUAUGCAGAUUUACAAUUGGUUAUGCCAAUCACAUGACAUUUGCGACAAUAAAGGGUGGUGGUCAUACAGCAAUCAGCUUCCGGCCUAAACAAGGAUUUGCCAUGGGUCAGCGGUGGCUGGACAAUGAGCCGCUGUGAUGUGCCUGCUUUGGUUGUACUGUUUUCUUGUGCUUACAGUCCUUGCAAGUUCUCCUUUCUUCUUACAGUUACGCUUCUGUGGCCCGAUAGAACAAGUAUGUUCUUGCAACUCAUUUAGGCCAAUGGGGGUUGGGUCCUCUAGUUUACUUUUGUAAGUUGAGUUGAUCCUGCUUGCUUCCAUAACUUUGUUACAUGUGUUUUUCUCUUAUGGCGUACUAGUCAUUUAGGGUUGAGCAUGCAACAGCUUAUGUAAUAAUCAUUUUGAUCUUCUGUUCUCUAAUUCCAUUCAGUUGGUGAGUA
Molecule: messenger RNA, 2117 nt
Organism: Triticum aestivum (bread wheat)
Lineage: Eukaryota; Viridiplantae; Streptophyta; Magnoliopsida; Poales; Poaceae
Product: serine carboxypeptidase-like 18
Exons: 12
Coding region: 74-1120 (348 amino acids)
Biological process (GO): proteolysis; secondary metabolic process
Molecular function (GO): serine-type carboxypeptidase activity; acyltransferase activity, transferring groups other than amino-acyl groups
Source: RefSeq, a predicted model, not a curated record